This is a messenger RNA of Cantharellus anzutake, 1278 nucleotides long. RefSeq names its product HotDog domain-containing protein. The transcript has 5 exons. Gene Ontology annotation, molecular function: fatty acyl-CoA hydrolase activity. NCBI's taxonomy places the organism in Eukaryota, Fungi, Basidiomycota, Agaricomycetes, Cantharellales, Hydnaceae. The coding region runs from base 466 to 981 and encodes 171 amino acids. The record is from RefSeq and is a predicted model, not a curated record.
UCGGCACUUCACCCACUUGCUAGUGGAGAUAUGCGGCAAGUGUUACGGUUCAGCCGUAAGUCCGAACGGACAUAGCGAAUGAUAACAGACGCCACCUUGCCAGUUCCAUUUAUCUGUUUCGUUUCACUCAUGUAGGUUCAAGUAUGGCCGGACUGUUUAUUUUGUUUGGCCUCCCUGUAUAUAAGGCGUUGACCAGCAAUGACAAAUUCUUCAGAGCACCACCUACUUAGCGCCGAGAGGUUCGCAAGGUCGUUUCCUGUCUGAAAUUCCAUCCUGGCAGUGCCAAUAUAUCAUUUCCUCCAUGACUGAGGCCACAAUAGAGCUGCUCUUAUUUCUACAUAUGGCCUCAGUUGGUGGGCGCCUGCGGCUUUUAAUUCCAUUCAUCUGGUUCGAUCCCCACGCGCAGCGAUUCUGCCCGUUAUACUCUGGACAAACCCUCAGCUGUUAGCAUAUUUUUCCGCUAUCAUGCCUUCUGGUGACUCGGAGCAGGUAGCUGGGGACGUCUCUGGGAAUGUACCAGUCGAGACGAAAGAGCAGAUCUUAAAGGUUCACCACCUAGGGGGGAAUGACUUUGCUGCCCACAUUGUGAGAAAGUUAAGGAUAAUUAGUGCAGAUUUUGAGCCAAUGUUGGAAGGGCGUAAGGAGCAAGUGGUUGUGGUGUCCGAGAUCGAAGUCACUCCAGAUAUGUGUAACUUUUGGCGAACAAUGCAUGGAGGGUGUACCGCUACAAUACUAGAGACUGCCACAUCACUUCCCGUUCCUGCGUUUAUACGAUCAGAAGAGUGGUUAUAUAGUGGUGUCUCAUCCUCUCUCUCCAUCAAUUACUACCUACCCGCAGGACUUGGAGAGAAAUUAAAAGUGAUCGCCACCACCAGGGCUGGGGGAAAACGUUCCGUCACUGUUCAAGGAGAGAUAUGGUCCAAGAAUGGCCUGGUUGCUUCUUGCGUCCAUGUGAAGAUGGUGCCAAAAACUAAACUAUGAUAUUUGCUACCUCAAAGAUAAGGACGAAGAUCAUCCACACCCCAUCACCUAUCUCCAAUUUUUCUUGUUGUCGCGUCACCAAGUUGUUCCUUCUAUCUCCAAGCUUGUAUCUGUUUUUGUGCACACACUUGUUUCGUCGUCUCUUUCCUUCUCCACUGGUUACGGUGCCUGUCAGGGUCAGCUUCAUGCUAUGCCACCUCCAAUUCCAUGGACAAACCAUGCUAAGGCACUUUAGACCUGUCGCGAUGCCGCUGUUUUCUUUUUGGGAAAUGGCUGUAAUGUUGAGGCGGCAUUCUG